Messenger RNA from Cyprinus carpio (common carp), 2960 nucleotides. RefSeq lists its product as uncharacterized. Gene Ontology annotation, cellular component: cytoplasm. NCBI's taxonomy places the organism in Eukaryota, Metazoa, Chordata, Actinopteri, Cypriniformes, Cyprinidae. The record is from RefSeq and is a predicted model, not a curated record.
UAGAUGUCAGUGCUUCCCGCAUUCGAAGGCAGAAUAACAAUGGUGACAUGUAGGUAUACCAGCGAUCGUUUCUCGGACAAAUCAUGGACAAAUACCCCAUGUUAUAAUCAAGUGCACUAUGUGUAGUUAUUUCAGGUGUCUGUUAAGGCUGAGAUGAAUGAUAACGAGAUCGCUAUUACGUCGCUGAUGCCUACAAGGACAGCUUACCGGUCAGGGGCAUGCAUGGAAAUGGAAGACUUUCAUUACUGUAAUCCUGCUCAAUUAUUAUUAAACUACAAAAAGACAACGUGUAUUUGAGGUUCUUCCGUAUUUGCGUCGUUUGCGAUACCUGCAUAUUCAUCAUCGUCCCUUCUCAUUUGCAUACUGUGUACUUUCGCUUCCUCAACGGGAGCUGAUCAGCUUGAUCACUUUCUGUCACAAUCAUGACAAACAGCGUCGAAGACCAAACGCCCGUUUCGCGAAAAGAUGUGUUCGUUAAGUAUCUACAGUACUACGACAGGGUUUGUCGUGAAGGCGACUUGAAAGUGUGCUCGGAGGCACAGGUGACAGAUGAAGCCAGGCGCGUGCUGCUGUUACCGGGGGAAGAGUCGCGGAAGAGACGCGACGCGCCGGACUUCUAUGAGACUCUGUGUGAGUGCGCGCAGUACAGAGACUGCCACAGACGAGUCCACGACUUUAAAAAAGCCGUCGAGUUACUGGAGAUGUUCUGUGUCAACCUGUUUUUGUUUCCGUGGAAGAAAGAGAUUAAAACAUUGAAGACAUUUACAGGCCACUUUGUCUAUUACAUCAAGCCAGUAUUACCUUUUGCCAGAAGUAUUCUUCAGAUUAUUGGAUACUGCAUGGAAACAGACACUGAGUUUAGACUGUCAGACAAUUUUGACCCCGACAAGGCCAAGAGUAUGGGAUUCGAACUCUUCCUUGUCAGGUUAGAGUGUGAGUAUCUUCUGGAGCUCAUGAACCAGAGAUCACAUGUAGAAUGUCUGGAGAUCAUCCAAACAAGAGCUGCUCCUCUGACCUCCGUUGCUGGGGAAGAAGCUUCCGAACCUAUCAGCAACAUCUGUCAUCUAGAUGAGGAUGUUUUUAAGGAUGAUGGGGAUGUUGGAGGUGGCUCACUGGUAAACCCAGGGGAAGAGCAGCAACAGGAGUCACUUAAAAGUCAUAACCCUCAUGAUCAGGGAGUCGACAAGUCUCAAGAUGCUUCUAUCUCUGAUGUUGAAAGACCGUCCAACUCAUUUAUGACUGACGACAAGUCUAUCUUAGAGAUGCAGAAGAACUACCCAGACCUGGCCAUCCGACAAAAGCCCAUUUUCCGAAAGUCUCAAAGAUCUAUGCAGCCUCUCAAAGCCAAGGAGUGGGCUGGAUCCAGGGGCCACAAUGCGGGCCUGUUCCCCGAGGCCAGUACUGACAUGAGCGGCCCCCAGUCUAUAGCCAUACACACUGACACCACCCCAGGCCAUAGAAAACUACACAUCCCAAAUGCUCUUGCAGAAGCCCAGCCCUCAGAUGACAAACCGUUAGUUCUUCAAGUCGGGAAGCUGCUGCAAGGUCGCAGCCGUGAAGGCUCAUCAGAAGACUGCCUGGCUGAGCUCACUGAGCAAAUGGGGAAAAUGCACAAGGAACUCAGUGCAGAUGAAGCUCUCAAAUACCCCAUAGAGGAGACCGCACAGGCCCAGCCAUGCAGUGAACCCAAUGACGUCUUCACGGCUCCACCCACAAAAUCCCCAGAUGGCAUGAGCAACAUCACAGGUUGUGGGAGCUGUGUUGCAUCUGAUGGCAUUUUUGCACAGGACAGCCUCAUUAAAGAGCCUCCUCAGUCAAUCUACAUCCCUAGUGGACUAAGUGCCUGUCCACCAGCGUUCGGACCGCCAACUGACCACAAUGAGGGCUCAAACGGGCACAAGAGUCCCACACCUCAGCAACCAGAAGACGACCUAGUCCAAACAUACGUGGUUAUUUAGAGACAGUCCUGUUUUUCCUUAUCAAUGGCAGAGAUUUUAAAGUGUUCUAGAAUGUGGCAGUGAACUAAAAAUGGCUUUGUGCUAGUCAUGAUGUGCAAAGCAUUUUCACUGAUUGGGAGUUUCUUGUUAAUGAAGCUCUGAUUUUGGAUUAGCUUUAGUAUUUUACAGUUUAUAGGAAGAACAGCUGUCCGCUUUGUCUUUAACUUCUAUCAUAGCUUUUUGAAAUGAAGAAACAUUUCUUGCUGCUAUAAUUAUCAUGAACCUGUUUGGGUUGAAAUGAUUAUUAGAGCUUGAUUUUCAAAGUAGGCCUACUGUGCCUUACUAAAUGUAGAGACAAAUAAAUGUGCACUUUGGUUUCUUAAUGGAACGUUUGCUCUGCUGGGAUGUCUAUCCUUGGAUUAAUGUGGGGUAAUAUAAGUGUUAAAAAUGGUGUUCAGGGCUUCAUUUAUAAAAUGCACAGAUUUAUUCCUAGAGUGUAAGUUAAAAUUCAUGCCAACAUUAAGAUUUGUAAAAACGGUCUUUGGCAUUGUAAAGUGCUUAGUGCCAUGUCAGGUUCUAAGCAUGUGUGCACACUUUUUUUUUUCUUGUAGCAGAAUUGGUAUUUGGAAAAAAAAAAAAAAAUUUCGCUUGUCAUUCACAAGUAAAGGAUAAUGACAUUGAUAAGGCGUGUUUACAAGACAGAUAUUUGAAACAAUUCAGCUGUGCACAAUUUCAAGAUCAUUUGUGAUUUACAGAUUCACAUCUGGAAGAGAGGCUUACACACACAUUUGUUUCUCUGAAUCACAUGCACAUUUGAGAAAUGAUCUUAGAUCAAUGGUUUCUGUGCAAAAUUUUAUAAAUGAAGCCCCUGGUGCAUCUAUAUUAUAUUAGCUGUUAUUUAAAGUAAUAAGGUGCAAACAAUUUUUGUAUUGAUCUUAAAGUGCUACUGAGGCAACAGUGGAGCACAUCAUGAAAUUAUGUGACGGUAAAUUACAAUGUAAUAAAAUCAGUAUUUUCCAAUCA